Williopsis jadinii is the source of this 1260-nucleotide messenger RNA. It is a transcript of the gene YVH1, whose product is annotated as tyrosine protein phosphatase YVH1. The record is from RefSeq and is a predicted model, not a curated record. Gene Ontology annotation, cellular component: nucleus. Lineage: Eukaryota; Fungi; Ascomycota; Saccharomycetes; Phaffomycetales; Wickerhamomycetaceae. Gene Ontology annotation, molecular function: protein tyrosine/serine/threonine phosphatase activity. Gene Ontology annotation, biological process: protein dephosphorylation. Bases 18 to 1022 code for a protein of 334 amino acids. The transcript has a single exon.
UCAAUUCUCGUUGAAAUAUGGAGAGAGUCCUGGGUGGUUUGUACAUCUCAUCGUAUCCACAUCUACUCACCAAUAGAUUAGAGUGCGAGGAGAAUAAUAUAACACAUAUUGUAUCCGUGUUCAAAGGAACAUUUCCACCAUCUUUCAACAAGUAUACGCUCCAUUCCAUUCCAGUUGAUGAUCUAGAGAGUACAAACAUCAUAGAAUGGUUUGACGAUGCCAAUGAUUUCAUUAAUAGAGCUCUAUUUCCUGGACAAACAGAGAUUCAAAGAGGAGUGAAGGGGAAGCAUGAGACCAACGUUGUGGUGAUUUGUCAAGCCGGUGAGAGUAGGAGCGUUGUUGUUCUCGCUAGUUAUCUCAUGAAGAAGUACAAUUUGAAUCCCGAACAGGCUUUACAUGCAAUUCAGAGAAAGAGACCCCAUAUUCACCCAAAUGAGAGCUUCAGAGAACAGUUGGAGUUGUACUAUGCAAUGGAUUGUGUACUUGAUAAGGACAAUCAUUUAUAUAGGCAGUGGUUGCUAUCUCACUCUACCCAAACAGACCCAACAGGAAGAGAACUGUUAUCCAAGGACUCUACCUUUAUAGAUGAGUCGAAAGUUGACAUUUCAAAGAGCAGUGAGGAAUUGACACAACUUAGAUGUAAACGAUGCAGACAACCUCUGGCGUUGAGUACCUCAUUCGUUCCUCAUGUUCCACCAGGAGAGGAGUCGAAACAGAGCAGAUUUGUUCGUAAGGUUCCAAAUUCAAAACGUGUUAUCAGCGUACAAUCUGCAGCAAGCACAUGCUCCCACUAUUUCGUUGAACCACUGAAUUGGAUGAAGGAUGAUUUGCAGAAUUCACAAGAGUUGGAGGGUAAAUUCCAAUGUCCAAAAUGUGAUACAAAAGUUGGUGCAUUCAAUUGGAAGGGUUCUCGUUGUAGUUGCGGAAAAUGGAUGGUUCCUGCAAUUCAUCUGCAAAGGGCCAAGGUUGACGAGAUUAAACUCAAUCAUCAAUCGUCAUAUCCAAAUCAGAGCCAUUCAUAGAUACAUUUGACACAUCGAACGAAGAUUCUGAAAUCGGCAACUGUUCCGACUCAAAGCUUCUCUGUUGCUCAUUACGGUGUUGAUUCUCACCAUUGAUAUGGGUUGGAGUGAUGAAAUGUGCUACUGGUGCAGAGUCUCUGCGUUGAGCAUCUUCAUGUUCAGCAGAAUCCGCUUCGUACUGUUCCGCAACCAUAAAUCCACGAUCAUAUUGGCUUUCAAAAGUCCUUACAUCUUCAAC